GCGUUACUUAACACUGUGUAGCUUGUGUUCUGCUGACAGAGAGGAAUUGUUGAAUUUUUAUUUAACUAUCGUCUUCAUUUCUAUCAAUUUCUGGGACGAAGGGCGAAAAAGUGUUUUAAGUAACAAAUUCCUGCAAAAUAUUAAUUCCUUAAAAUAUACGUCAUAUCAACAAGACAAAGUCACAUUAAAGAGAAUAGGUUGUAAGAAUUUGUAUAUAUAUUAAAUAAAUAAAAGCGGAAACAUGUUUCGUCACAACGCCUUAGCUGGCUUGCCUACAUAUAAACUAAUCCUUGGUUUUGGAUUGUGCACUUUGGGUGGCGCUAUGUUAUACGCCUACUUCAAAACUCGCGAUGAGGACGAGGAUGCAGCACAACAAAAACCAGACGUAAAACGGAAAAAAGUACAGCCAAUAUCAACAAAACCGACGAAGCAAAAAGAGAAAGAGGUAACAAUUAACUUUGAGAUAUCAAACGAGCAUAUUCCAUUGUGUGUAGGACGUAGUGGGACAAAUUUAAAUACCAUUGAACAACAGACGCGCACGAAAAUUCGUUUGCGAAACAAAAAUGAUAAGUACAAAAUAUGUGAUAUAACCGGCGACGCAACCGGUGUAAAGCAAGCACGCACAUUAUUGCUAAAAGAAAUCGAACGGGCGCCUAUUAUCAAGGAAGAAAUCUGGGUACCGCAAAGUGUGUGUGGUAAAAUUAUGGGUCGGUGCGGUGAAGCAAUGCAAGAAAUAUGCCGCAUCUCCUUAGCCAAAGUAGCUGUAGAUUCAGGAGGCGGUCGUAACGGUGGUGCUAUGGACAAACGGCGCAUCCUAAUAACCGGUAAUCAGCAACAGGUGAACAUUGCACGCAAAUUGAUUGAGGAAAAAAUUGAAGAGGACGAAGAACUUCGUCGGGCGGUCGAAGAGGUCGAACAGCGGCGUGAACCACGUCGUUCAAAUAGCAUUAAUUCCAGUAUGUACUCUUCACAAACUUCAUUAAGUUCACAUUUACCUCCCCGUGAAAAAAUGCUCGCUGCCCGAAACGAAGAUAAGCCAAUGGAGGUUUACGUCUCUGCGAUAGCAUCGCCUUCUAAGUUUUGGGUACAGAUUAUUGGUCCACAAUCCAAAAAACUUGACGACAUGGUUCAUUCUAUGACGGAGUAUUAUAGUGAGCCGGAGAAUAAAGCUCGUCAUCAAAUUUCUGAACCGUACUUGGGACAAAUAGUAGCAGCCGUAUUCAAAUACGAUGGGAAGUGGUAUCGCGCAGAAAUUGUGGGCAUUUUACCAAAUCAAUACAACCCAAACGAAUUAGUAUUAGACCUAUAUUUCGUUGAUUAUGGCGACAGUGAAUAUGUAUCGCCACAUGAGGUUUUUGAGCUGCGUACAGAUUUUUUAACUCUAAGAUUUCAAGCUGUGGAAUGCUUCUUAGCUGGUGUGAAAUCCACAGUGUUGAACGAUUCGGAUACUUGGGAUCCACAAUCCAUUCAAAAGUUCGAGGAACUUACCCAAGUUGCCAAUUGGAAAAGGCUUAUUUCACGAGCUAUAACCUAUAAAGAACGUCAGAAAGCUGCAGUAGGCAUUGUCGCAGCUCGCGAAAGUUCACCUAUUCCAGGUGUUGAACUUUUCGACUUGACUGAAGGUGUGGAAGUCAACAUUGGUCAUAUGCUAAUUUCGCAUGGAUUCGCCUUGCCUGCCGAUGACUUGUCACGACCACGCUCGCCUUACUAUCAUGUUGCACCAGAGGCGUCAACGUUUCGCUCAACAAGUUCAAACCCAUCUCUGUCAUUAAGCCGCAAUGAGAGAUUUUCAAGUAGUAACGGAAACUUAAAGACAGACGAAGAUUCUUUUCUGGAGGAGCAAUUGGACCACCUGCGAAUCAACAAUAAUUUACAUUUAAAUGACACUGACGAUGCAAGAAUCGCAUCUUUGGCUGCAGAAACAGCAUCGAAUCUAGACAGACUCACCGCAUCUGAGUUUAUAAAUGAAAAUUUCGAUGAUAAGUCUUCAAAAUUACCUGGAAAUGGAAAUAGCUAUAACAUCAAUGGAAAUUUAAACCGAUAAAAGCGGAUUCAAUGUUAUUACUUAGCAUAAGGAAUUUAUUUUCGUGUUGCUACUUACUUACUUAUAAUUUACCGUAUUGUUUUACGUUUAGUGCUUAAGUUACUCUGAAUAUGUUUGUAAAUAUUUAAAUGAUACGAUAUUCAGCUCAAACCUGUCCUUUAGCUUGUGUUUAUUGUUUAGGUGUUGUUAUUGCUUUUCAAAAUUAAAUAUAUAUGUAUACGUAUGUCGGUAAAUUUUUUUACUAAAAUAACUAGAGUUUUACAAUGUUUCCGGGAAUGCUUUAGACAUGACAUUUUAAUUUAAACUCCAAAAUAAUAACUUAUUAAAUUAAGGUAAUCACUGAAAAAUUCAAGUAAUUGCAUACUUAAUAGCAUAACAUGUGAAAGUGCGUAUAUGGAUUUAAUAUAUGGAAAAUAGGCAUAUGAAGUAAAAUAUCGUACCAAUUACGUAUAUAUUUGCCGAGCAUGUAAAAAAUGUACCAGGACACAUGAAUACACAUAGGUAUGUUCAGCAAAAAAUAAAUUUUUUUAUUUCAUGAGAGAA
Anastrepha obliqua is the source of this 2587-nucleotide messenger RNA. RefSeq names its product tudor and KH domain-containing protein homolog (gene papi). Gene Ontology annotation, molecular function: RNA binding. The transcript has 7 exons. Gene Ontology annotation, biological process: spermatogenesis. NCBI's taxonomy places the organism in Eukaryota, Metazoa, Arthropoda, Insecta, Diptera, Tephritidae. The record is from RefSeq and is a predicted model, not a curated record. Bases 242 to 2044 code for a protein of 600 amino acids.